UCAACUUUCGAUCGUUUGUGCAUUUUUUUAGUUAUUUCUUUAUUUCUCCUCAUCUCAAACUUCAAUUCGAAACCACCUCCAUUUGAAGAGGCUGUGCAUAGCCGCAACAAAGCAAUGAAUUCGCAGCCUCCCAUCGAUGUGACGUCGAAGGAGUACAAGGAGUGGCGGGUGUCCAACUUGGAUGGCAGCGGCCUGACUGAGAUCCACCUUGUUAUCUCCACUGUCGUGCUUUCAUACUGGCUGUGGAAGUGCAAAACAGCUGCCGACUACCACCGCAAUCCGACGCGAUUCACUGAGAGCCAGUGGUCACGGGUUUUGUUUGAAUGCGCGGUGUUCUUUGUGCCCAUGUUCCUCACUCUGACUGACCGAUUUGUCUACCUGACAUUGGCAGUUUUGAUAGGCGGCAGUGUGUAUUUUCGGUGGAAGAUUCCCGACCCGCCAUAUCGCCACGACAAAUGGGCCCCUGACCCGCGCGCUGAAGCUUUCGAAAAGAGCCAUAUUCUCGGCAAAGUCUCACCAAAGGCCUACCUGAGCAUAUAUCGUGCUGAGAUGAUGCUCCUCACUUGCUUCUGCAUCCUUGCUGUGGACUUUAACGUGUUCCCAUUGAAAUUUGCUAAAGUUGAGACAUUUGGAACAUCGAUAAUGGAUCUGGGUGUCGGAUCGUUUGUGUUUUCUGCCGGGGUGGUUGGAGUAAAGCCGUUUCUGCCGCGCCUCGUCAAGGGAAAACUGGUCACUGCCACUCUGGCGCAUCAGCUCAAGGCCGGACUGUGGACUGCGUUUCCGAUACUCAUUUUGGGCUUUGCUCGCCUGGUGCUCACUGAAUCGGUCGACUAUCAAAAGCACGUCUCUGAAUACGGCACGCACUGGAACUUCUUCUUCACACUCGGUUUUCUGCCGAUAUUUGUGCCCCUGGGACUCCAUGUGUACAGCGAUUUGCGUGUCACCUCCACUGUACUGGUCGUGGUUUACCAGGCUGUAUACAGUUUGACGCCUUUUGGCGACUGGCUUGAAAAUGCUGAUCGCACUGGCCUCGUCUCUGCUAACCGCGAGGGUAUUUUUUCAUUUAUUGGAUAUCUGGCCAUGUUCUUGAUGGGAAUGAGUCUCGGCAGCGAAAUCCUUUCGGAUGUGCGGACGUUCAAAGAGCGCCGAAUGCGCCUGGUCUCAGUUCUGGGCGUGUGGACGACGGCCUGCAUCAGCUUCAUGCUGGCGAGCUUUGUUUGUGGCAUCGAGCCGUCUCGCCGAUUUGCCAAUGCGCCCUACUGCUUCUGGGUCGCCGGAUUUAACUCCUUCACAAUAUGGCUGUUUAUGCUAGUCGAGGAGGAUGUUGAUUCCAAAUUGCCGCCGCAACUCUCACGCUCAGGGCGUCCAGCAGGCUAUGCUGUGCCGAUUAUUUUGGAGGCGGUCAACAUGAACAGCUUAACAACGUUCCUUGUGGCCAAUCUGCUCACUGGCUCGGUAAACAUGCUCAUUGAGACUCUGCUUUGCGACUCGAUGCAGGCAUACCUUAUUCUGGGUUGCUACACGCUACUGUUUAUGCUGCCGGCAUUGCUGCUAUAUUGGGCUGGCCUGAAGUUAAGGUGAUUGGAUCCCAAAACACUGUGCCGAGCGCGUGCAAGUUUAUAAAUAAAACGUGUCAAAAAAUUCCGAGGG
Molecule: messenger RNA, 1650 nt
Organism: Kickxella alabastrina
Lineage: Eukaryota; Fungi; Kickxellomycota; Kickxellomycetes; Kickxellales; Kickxellaceae
Product: GWT1-domain-containing protein
Exons: 1
Coding region: 115-1581 (488 amino acids)
Biological process (GO): protein localization to plasma membrane; GPI anchor biosynthetic process
Cellular component (GO): membrane; endoplasmic reticulum
Molecular function (GO): glucosaminyl-phosphatidylinositol O-acyltransferase activity
Source: RefSeq, a predicted model, not a curated record